Candidula unifasciata is the source of this 618-nucleotide messenger RNA. NCBI's taxonomy places the organism in Eukaryota, Metazoa, Mollusca, Gastropoda, Stylommatophora, Geomitridae. The record is from the annotation of a GenBank genome assembly.
AUGUCCCGUACAAAUAUAACGAGAUCACUCACAGGGGAGACAAAUAUAACGAGAUCACUCACAGGGGAGACAAAUAUAACAAGAUCACUCACAGGGGAGACAAAUAUAACAAGAUCACUCACAGGGGAGACAAAUAUAACGAGAUCACUCACAGGGGAGACAAAUAUAACAAGAUCACUCACAGGGGAGACAAAUAUAACAAGAUCACUCACAGGGGAGACAAAUAUAACAAGAUCACUCACAGGGGAGACAAAUAUAACAAGAUCACUCACAGGGGAGACAAAUAUAACAAGAUCACUCACAGGGGAGACAAAUAUAACAAGAUCACUCACAGGGGAGACAAAUAUAACAAGAUCACUCACAGGGGAGACAAAUAUAACAAGAUCACUCACAGGGGAGACAAAUAUAACAAGAUCACUCACAGGGGAGACAAAUAUAACGAGAUCACUCACAGGGGAGACAAAUAUAACGAGAUCACUCACAGGGGAGACAAAUAUAACAAGAUCACUCACAGGGGAGACAAAUAUAACGAGAUCACUCACAGGGGAGACAAAUAUAACAAGAUCACUCACAGGGGAGACAAAUAUAACAAGAUCACUCACAGGGAGACAAAUAUAA